GACCUAUGCAACAGUGUCUCCCCACCGCCCACAGAGAUGCACACAGUGUGCUAGAAUUCUCACUGGCUGCGUCCACAGGUUUUCUAUGGCAGAUGUGAAUCGGGGUUGAUUAGGGGCGGCUCCAUCUCCCCGGGACCGAAGUGUGCCUUAGGAUGAUCGUUGCCACAUGGGCAGUUUAUAUCUUGGUCCGGAGAGUCUCUCGGCAGCCUAUCCCACCUGGCAACACUCCAGAUGACUGUGUAAUUGAAACAGAGAUCGUGUCUGUGUUGGAGCAUUGGCUGAGGAAGAUUGAAGACGAGGCCGCCAAGAUCUUUAGGCAAAAAUCAGAAAACAGGACAGACAGCAAGGGGGAAACCAGACCUGGCAUCAGGUAUUUUUCUGUGGCUAACCAAGAUUUUGAAACAAUGAGAUCAAAUCCAGAAACGUUUGAACACUCUGAAGACAGGAGAAACCCACAGACCGUCCAAGUGUCUCGCUCAUGCUCUUCCAGCAGUCAGGAUCUGGUGGAGGACAGGACUAGGAUCCAGUUCAUCAGGUGGAGCCACACGCGUGUUUAUAGUGUUCCAAGUGAUAUGAAAAAGGAUGCCGUGCAGGAGAGGCUGGACAAAGUGAGGAAAAGUGUCUCCCGAGUCAUGUUCCAAGCAGAUGCAGAAAAUGACAUUCUCCUCUCUGAUGUUCAACUCCAAACCAAUUUGUCCGAAUCCUAAAUAUGGACAGUACAAAGCCCUCCUGCUUUGUGGCUCGGGAAAAGAACCAGCCACCCUUGCUGCUUUCCUCCCUGUCAGCAAUGCUUCAGUUGUGCACCUUCCACCAUCUUGGAAUCGCCAAUCAAUGUGAAUCUUGCAAAUGUAUUUUGUUGUCCUUGCUAUUGUAAACUCGUGGUUUUGUAAACAUUGAACUCCUAAUAAAAUUGCUUAGCAGA
Molecule: messenger RNA, 922 nt
Organism: Hemicordylus capensis (graceful crag lizard)
Lineage: Eukaryota; Metazoa; Chordata; Lepidosauria; Squamata; Cordylidae
Gene: SPATA19
Product: spermatogenesis associated 19
Exons: 7
Coding region: 153-707 (184 amino acids)
Source: RefSeq, a predicted model, not a curated record